Molecule: messenger RNA, 8376 nt
Organism: Balaenoptera ricei (Rice's whale)
Lineage: Eukaryota; Metazoa; Chordata; Mammalia; Artiodactyla; Balaenopteridae
Gene: ATP8A1
Product: ATPase phospholipid transporting 8A1
Exons: 37
Coding region: 310-3804 (1164 amino acids)
Biological process (GO): phospholipid translocation
Cellular component (GO): plasma membrane
Molecular function (GO): magnesium ion binding; ATP binding; ATPase-coupled intramembrane lipid carrier activity
Source: RefSeq, a predicted model, not a curated record
UGCGAGUGAGAGGGCACGCUGAGGAUCCCUCCCCGGGUGCCGACGUCCGGGCUCCGCCCCUCGCCGCGCCGUUCCCUCCGCGGAGGCAGGCAGAGCUCGCUCAGCUCUGCGGACGCCGCCGCCUUCUUUACCUCCUCCUUCUCUCGCCGGUGUGCGAGGGCCUCGCCCGGCAGCGGCACUGUCCUGGGUGGGCGGCUGGGCCCGCGCGGCUGCUGAGCGCUCGGCGCGGGGAAGCCAGAUCCUCCGCCCGCGCGGCGCCGUGACAGGUGCAGAGUCUGGUCUGAAGACCCACCUGCGGUGGCCGCCGCGAUGCCCACAGUGCGGAGGACCGUGUCGGAGAUCCGCUCCCGCGCGGAGGGUUAUGAGAAGACUGAUGAUGUUUCAGAGAAGACUUCACUGGCUGACCAGGAGGAAGUAAGGACUAUAUUCAUCAACCAGCCCCAGCUGACAAAAUUCUGCAAUAACCAUGUCAGCACUGCAAAAUAUAACGUAAUCACAUUCCUUCCGAGAUUUCUCUACUCUCAGUUCAGAAGAGCCGCUAAUUCAUUUUUUCUCUUUAUUGCACUGCUUCAGCAAAUACCUGAUGUAUCACCAACAGGUCGCUACACAACACUGGUUCCUCUCUUAUUUAUUUUAGCUGUGGCAGCUGUCAAAGAGAUAAUAGAAGAUAUUAAACGACAUAAAGCUGAUAAUGCAGUGAACAAGAAACAGACCCAAGUUUUGAGAAGUGGUGCUUGGGAAAUUGUGCACUGGGAAAAGGUAAAUGUUGGAGAUAUAGUUAUAAUAAAAGGCAAAGAGUAUAUACCUGCUGACACUGUACUUCUCUCAUCAAGUGAGCCCCAGGCCAUGUGCUACAUUGAAACAUCCAACUUAGAUGGUGAAACAAACUUGAAAAUUAGACAGGGCUUACCAGCAACAUCAGAUAUAAAAGACAUUGACAGUUUGAUGAGAAUUUCUGGCAGAAUUGAGUGUGAAAGUCCAAACCGACAUCUCUACGAUUUUGUUGGAAACAUAAGGCUUGAUGGACACAGCACUGUUCCCCUGGGAGCAGAUCAGAUUCUUCUUCGAGGCGCUCAAUUGAGAAAUACACAGUGGGUUCAUGGAAUAGUUGUCUACACUGGACAUGACACCAAGCUGAUGCAGAAUUCAACAAGUCCACCACUUAAACUCUCAAAUGUAGAACGGAUUACAAAUGUACAAAUUUUGAUUUUAUUUUGUAUCUUGAUUGCCAUGUCUCUUGUCUGUUCUGUGGGCUCAGCCAUUUGGAAUCGAAGGCAUUCUGGAAAGGACUGGUAUCUCAAUCUAAACUAUGGUGGUGCUAAUAAUUUUGGACUGAAUUUCUUGACCUUCAUCAUCCUUUUCAAUAAUCUCAUUCCUAUCAGCUUGUUGGUUACAUUAGAAGUGGUGAAAUUUACCCAGGCAUACUUCAUAAAUUGGGAUCUCGACAUGCACUAUGAACCCACAGACACUGCUGCUAUGGCUCGAACAUCUAAUCUGAAUGAGGAACUUGGCCAGGUAAAAUACAUAUUUUCUGACAAAACUGGUACUUUGACAUGCAACGUAAUGCAGUUUAAGAAGUGCACCAUAGCUGGAGUUGCUUAUGGCCAUGUCCCUGAACCUGAGGAUUAUGGCUGCUCUCCUGAUGAAUGGCAGAGCUCACAGUUUGGAGAUGAAAAAACAUUUAGUGAUUCAUCAUUGCUGGAAAACCUCCAAAAUAAUCAUCCAACUGCACCUAUAAUAUGUGAAUUUCUUACAAUGAUGGCAGUUUGUCACACAGCAGUACCAGAGUGGGAAGGUGAUAAGAUUAUUUACCAGGCAGCAUCUCCAGAUGAAGGAGCCUUGGUCAGAGCAGCCAAGCAACUGAAUUUUGUUUUCACUGGAAGAACACCUGACUCAGUGAUUAUAGAUUCACUGGGGCAGGAAGAAAGAUACGAAUUGCUCAAUGUCUUGGAGUUCACCAGCGCUAGAAAAAGAAUGUCAGUGAUUGUUCGCACUCCAUCCGGGAAGUUACGACUUUACUGCAAAGGAGCCGACACUGUAAUUUAUGACCGACUGGCAGAGACUUCAAAAUACAAAGAAAUUACCCUAAAACAUUUAGAGCAGUUUGCUACAGAAGGGUUAAGAACUUUGUGUUUUGCCGUGGCUGAGAUUUCAGAGAACGACUUUCAGGAGUGGCGAGCGGUCUAUCAGCGGGCAUCCACGUCCGUGCAGAACAGGCUGCUGAAACUGGAGGAGAGCUACGAGUUAAUUGAAAAGAAUCUUCAGCUACUUGGAGCCACAGCCAUCGAGGAUAAAUUACAAGAUCAAGUGCCUGAAACCAUAGAAACUCUAAUGAAAGCAGACAUCAAAAUCUGGAUCCUUACAGGAGACAAGCAGGAAACUGCCAUUAACAUUGGACACUCCUGCAAACUUUUGAGGAAGAACAUGGGAAUGAUUGUUAUAAAUGAAGGCUCUCUUGAUGGAACAAGGGAAACUCUCAGUCGUCACUGCACUACCCUUGGUGAUGCUCUUCGGAAGGAAAAUGACUUUGCUCUUAUAAUUGAUGGGAAAACCCUCAAGUAUGCCUUAACUUUUGGAGUACGGCAGUAUUUUCUGGACUUAGCUUUGUCGUGCAAAGCUGUCAUUUGCUGCAGGGUUUCUCCUCUUCAAAAAUCUGAAGUUGUUGAGAUGGUUAAGAAACAAGUUAAAGUCAUAACACUUGCCAUUGGCGAUGGAGCAAAUGACGUCAGCAUGAUACAGACGGCACAUGUUGGAGUUGGAAUAAGUGGCAAUGAAGGCCUUCAGGCAGCUAAUUCUUCUGACUACUCCAUAGCUCAGUUCAAAUAUUUGAAGAAUUUGUUGAUGGUUCAUGGUGCCUGGAACUAUAACAGAGUCUCCAAGUGCAUUUUGUACUGCUUCUACAAGAAUAUAGUCCUCUAUAUUAUUGAGAUCUGGUUUGCCUUCGUUAAUGGCUUUUCUGGACAGAUCCUCUUUGAGAGAUGGUGCAUAGGUCUUUAUAACGUGAUGUUUACAGCAAUGCCACCCUUAACUCUGGGAAUAUUUGAGAGAUCAUGCAGAAAAGAGAAUAUGUUGAAGUAUCCUGAAUUAUACAAAACAUCUCAGAAUGCCCUGGACUUCAACACCAAGGUUUUCUGGGUUCAUUGUUUAAAUGGCCUCUUCCACUCAGUUAUUCUGUUUUGGUUUCCACUAAAAGCCCUUCAGUAUGGUACUGUAUUUGGAAGUGGGAAGACCUCUGAUUACCUGCUGUUGGGAAACUUCGUUUACACUUUUGUGGUCAUAACUGUGUGUUUGAAAGCUGGAUUGGAGACAUCAUAUUGGACCUGGUUCAGCCACAUAGCGAUCUGGGGCAGCAUCGCACUCUGGGUGGUGUUUUUUGGAAUCUACUCAGCUCUGUGGCCUGCUGUCCCCAUGGCCCCUGAUAUGUCAGGAGAGGCAGCCAUGUUGUUCAGUUCCGGAGUCUUUUGGACAGGCCUGUUAUUUAUCCCUGUGGCAUCUUUGCUUCUUGACGUGGUGUACAAAGUUAUCAAGAGGACUGCGUUUAAAACAUUAGUGGAUGAAGUUCAGGAGCUGGAGGCAAAAUCUCAAGACCCAGGAGCAGUUGUGCUUGGAAAAAGCCUCACGGAGAGGGCGCAACUGCUCAAGAAUGUCUUUAAGAAGAACCACGUGAACUUGUACCCAUCAGAAUCAUUGCAACAAAACCUGCUCCACGGGUAUGCUUUCUCUCAAGAUGAAAAUGGAAUCGUCUCACAGUCUGAAGUGAUUAGAGCGUAUGAUACCACAAAGCAGAGACCCGAAGAGUGGUGACAGGGGGCGGGGAGGGGUGAGAGGCCAGUUCUGCCACGUCUCUAAGGGGAGCUCCCAGGUCUUCACCAGAAUCUGCUGACCAAUUCCAGUCUGGUCCAAGGAGGGGAAAUGGAUCUGAACUCAUCUCAUUGACUGACGUUCAGAUUCAUGUAUAUUAUAGACAUAAGCACUGUGCAACUAUACUGUAACACCAUCUCUUUCAGAUUUUCUAAAGUAUUUACUAAGUCUUUGUAAACAGAAAUGGAAAAUGACCUUGUAUCUUGCCAGAGUGUUUUCUUAAACUGAGAAUAGGUCAGUAUUCUUACGCUGUUACUCUGGGGCUGCAACUAACUAUCAGUGUGUUGGAUAUACCACAAGGCAACCGACCUUUACAAAUCUCUAAAAUGGUAGUAAGUUAAAGGGACUCCUUGAUAUCCAUUUUAGAUUUCAGAAUAUGCUGAAAAAAACCAGCCUUCUUAAGGAAGCGACUCGCUGAGCAAAAUUUCUAAACAAGACAUUAAUAAUAAUAAGUGUUUGUGUCAAAAAUUGUCUUGAUAAAUGUUUGCCAAAGAAGUUUAAUAAAUGUAUUUGUCAUUCAGUAGUCAUUUGCCCAGAAAUUUAAGAGAAGGUUUACCUCUAGUUCUGCUGUAAGAUCUGCAUGCCUGACUUUACAAAUCUAAGAGUGAUUUGCAAAAACAAGUAUUUCAAGGCAUUUGCUACUAAAAUCUGUGAUGUUGCACCUUUAGCCUUACAAAUGCUUCUUUCUCGUUCGUCUUGUCUAUUUGUUCAAGUUGCAGUGCACACGUGGUAUGUGACUGUCUUUAUGAUACUGAUUUUUAAAACUGUAUUUAUGUCUCCAUCCUUUCUAAUGAGGUUUCAUCAUCAUUUAGAUUUUUCUAACAACCUGGCUUCUGCUGUAGAUUGAGUGAUGUCAUUUUGUCUUCGAGUUUUCUCUUUUAAGAAAAAUAUGCUUACAUAUUUAUGUGAGGUUUCCAAUGCUUCUGUCAAGGUGUUUGGAAUACCAUGUUGGAUAAAUGCAUGGGCCUUUGUAAUAUCCGUAGACUCAGCUUUUGUCCUGUGUUUUGGUUUUCCCUGUUAGUGCCCACUCGAGAUGCCUGCUGUCUUCAAUGGCACGCCCAGUGUUAUGGUGACUGCCCUGUACUUAAGACUGAGAAUGACUUCACAGUUCACUAGUCAAGCAGCUCCCAAAAUUAGUCACACACUGCUAAUUGGGACAAAUACGUAGUACCUUUUACCCAUUUUAAAAACACCUAUUUUACUCAAGCCUAUAACUUUACAAAGAAAAGUUCAUCAUGAGUAGAUUUUUGUUAAUAUGCUUUAAAAUGUGUGUUGAGUUUAAUUAUUUUCAGCAUUUCCAAGACAUCUGAAAAUGCUUAUUUUGCCACCAACAAUAAAUGGUGAAGGGGCUGUUUAAAAACCACAACCAGUUUUCUACACUAUUUUUAACAUAAUGCUUUCAUGUGGAAAUAAAAAGAAUUCUAGCUUUCAGAUACACCUCAGAGAUUGAAGCAAACUUUUUGCCUUGUAUUCAAAAGCCUGUUUGCCUUUAAGUGGACUUACCAGCAAAAUAGGUACAACUUCCUCUUAAAAAAAAUAAGUCAACUACAAUUGAGAAGAGAGGAGAUUUUCAAAUCACUCCUUGAGUUUAAUAAUUCACAUCUUUUUUGUCCUUUUUCUCAACCUAGAUUUAAAAUUCAGCUAUAUAUUAUUUCCUUCUCUGUAUUUUUAGCUAUUUAGUUACCUGUAUGCCUCCCACAUUUUCUACACAUAAGAGAGGUUAUAACAUACAUAAUUUGAACUUAAAGGGGGCAAGGAGUUGACAUACUUCACUCCCUAGACCCUUCCCAUUUGGAGAUCAGAUUAAGAAAAUCAUAAAUUCAAACAUCUAACAAGAUCACAGGCGUAAGGGUCUAAGAUCAUGUUCGAAAUUCAGAUUUCACAGUCUUUGUCUACUGAAUGGCUAUUCGGAGCAGCUUUUCUGGGCCUCCAUGAUGAGAGUUGAGGUCAAACCACAAAAAAUGAAAAACAAAAAUCAAGUACAACGAAUAAGGAUUUUUAAAAAAGAAGAAGAAUAAACUACAUCCCCCUAGAGGAACACUUCAUAGCAGUUCCAGAAAAGGGCUGCUUCCAUUUCCCCUCACCUCAUAGGUGACAUCCUUCUCCAAAAUUUUAAUAUCAAAAUGUGAUGAGUUUAAUGGAAUUGAAUUUCCUGGCUUAAACGAAAUGCUUUAUUUUUAUCCUGAAACAUGAAUCGUUUCUGUGGAGCCCUUCAACAUGAGUGGAAGACUCAUGGUUAAUCAUGUGGAAGAUCAUGAUCUGAAACAUGACUAAUUUAUGCCUUUUGGUCCCAUGGAUCUAUUUUUGAAUUAUCAACAUUAAGUCAGUCUCUUAGCUUCUUGGGUGGGAGUUGGGAGUAGGCAGCAAGGAGUGACCACCUUGGUAAAACUUAAAAGAUAACAUUGCAAUUGCAGUGACUUUGUAGUGUUAAUUAGAGAAAAACCCUCUGAUUCUUUAACCUUGGGUGGUGGGGGGAAGUAACAGAGUUUUACCAAGAUUAAAAUAAACAGUUGAGGUGACUUUUAACAUGUAUUUUCUGAAAUAAGGGACACUCUUCGAUUAAAAAGUCCCUUGUAGGAACUCCGGCAAGUGCUAACACCGUUGCUUUACAAUGUUUACAAUUCGGAAAAUACUACUUACUGAAGAAAAUCCUCAUUCAUUUCACCCUGAAAAGCUGGAGGUUGCUUCUUUAAUGUUAACUAGUACACAGUGAUAUUGAGCAUGAACUUUCUAAAUGUUUUACAUACUCAAAUAAAAAUAUAUUGGUGUCUCCCACCCAGAAAGAUGCUAUAUAGUAGAAAUUAUUAGCAGGAAAAUGGUGUUUCUCAGGAAUGUAGUAAAUUUUAAAUGACAUAUGUGCUGCCUACCCUCCCACACACCACUCUGUCUGAUGUGAGCCUGCUUCAGCAACGUGGCAAAGUUAAUGGAAAGCUUUUUCUAAUGAAGUCAGGUGAACGUGUGUUCUAUUCAGUAUUAGCCAUUUACAUGAAUUGUAUGGUCAUUGAAUGGACUCAGCGAUUCCUCUUAAUUUUCAGGGGAAAAAAUGAAUUCAAGAAAUCAACAUUUAUUCUGGUCAUAACAUUUUAUAUUUUAAUUUUGCAAUUCUGCAUUCUAAAUAUCCAGUAUGAAAGUCACGUGAUAGUUUGUUCUGCAUUGUGUGCACGGUACAUCACUUGUAAUCUGUCAUUUAAAUAUUCUUUCAGGAAACGAAUGCCAUUCUGAAAGUACUAGAUUGCAUAUUCACAAUUUUUUAUUUAUAACAAUGUCAUCGUUAUUACAAAGCUAAAUAAUCAUUGGUGUUUAUUUUUGUGCAGUUUGCCCUUUGAUGUUUCCUGGUUCUAAAACUUACAUUACCAAAUAAAUCUGUAAUUAUGUACAAAAUUCAUUGAGAAAAUUCCCACCCUAUUCACAUCAUAUGAACCAGGCCUAUGGAAUUCUUUUUUGUAAAUUAUUUAAUGUAACACCAUGCAGUUCGGUGCCUAAUAAAUGCUUUUUAAUGAUCAACAUUUCUAUAAUGCCUCUUAAAGAGACCAUAGUCUGAUUUUUCUCACGUUAAAGUAACUGAAGUCACUUGUGAAACUGUUAUACUUUGCUGCAUUUUAAUUAGCCUUCAACAGCUAUUAAAAUGGAAUGUAAGUUAAAUUUUGAAGGAAAGGAAAUAAAUGUUUUCCAUUUUUCGUCUUGAUUUAUUUUCUAUAUGAGAGCAGCUGUGUUUUUGAUAGGUUUAUGGUUUGCAUGAAUUAAUAUGUAAAGUGGCCUAGGCUAUUGCAUGGCUAUUGCUGUAAAUCUUGAUGUUUAUUUCUGCCUUAUAAAAGUCUCUCAUGGCCUACCUGGAAUUUCAUAUUCGGUGUACAAAUUAAUUGGUCCUCCACACAACUUUUUUUUAGUAAGUAAAUUAUUUUACAAACAAAUAUGAACUAAUUUAAUUGAAACUUUUGUUUAGCUUGCCUCUAAGAACUUUUCUUAAUAAAGCUCACAAAACUUCUCAGCAAAUAAAUCUCCCUUAAGUAGGAAAAAAAAAAAGCUAGAUUGCAUACUUGCUUACUUUGAAUUAACAGCAGCUUUCCAUAGGUAAAUCUGCUCUUGCAAAGAUGUGAGCAGAAUAUUUAAAAAUAUAUAUUUUUAUGUUUCAUGGUUCUAGACUAGAAGCCAUAAAUGCAGUAAAUACUGUUUGUUGCUUGUUUUACUACUUGAAGCUUCAUUUUUCACAUUUUCAAGUUUAUUAGGCUAAAAAAAGCAGCCUUGGAAGGCAGCUACUAUGGAAAAUUGCAGUUUGCAUUAAAGAUAAAAUAGUAUUUUCAGCUCCAUGAAAAACCAUUCCUGCUGAAACUGCUGUAGAAAUUGUGAAGCUGCAUGAGUGGAGAGUAUUGAAUCUGUGAUUAUAGUAGUUUUCUCAGGUGUGUUUAUCUCGAUGUUCAAUGCACUGUGUUUUAUAAAUAGUUAUUAAAGUCGAGUAAUAUUCAAUUCUAUGCAGUGUUAUGUGUCAUUGGCCUUUUGUGAAUGUGCAUGUUUUAA